CGUGGGAUCCUCAGGCCUGGAAGGACAGGACACCAAAACCGCACUGAUUUCGUGAUUGUCCCUUUAAAACUGCUGCAACACUCCAGUCUUCUAGGAAAUCGAACUUAAAAAUGGUCUACUGCGGAAAGCCUUCGAAAGGAUGUGGUCAUUGCAGGAAGAAGAGAUUAAAGUGCGAUCGGAAGACACCCAGCUGCGGUCAAUGCCGGAAUGCAUCUCGAUCGUGCCCCGGCUAUCGCAACGAAGUUGACCUCAUGUUCCGAGACGAGAGCGAGCGCGUGCAACAAAAGUACGAGGUGACCACCCGCAGCAAACCCGGGGAUAGUCGUGGCUCCAGCUGCACCCCACAAAGCAGUGUCGGCGACUCAAUCUCGCGCUCGUCUUCCUCGUUGUCGGUCAGCCGCACGCCGGCCAAGCCUGACUACAAAGCCUUGGCUACUCUGCCUGGACAGGAGCAGACUAUGACUUCGACCAGUGAUCUCUGCCUAUUGUCCACCCAACCCACCCAGCCGCUUUCGGACUUCGCUACCAGUUUCUUCCUGGCACAAUACAUCCCAGGAAGUCACUUUGACUAUCUACCUUCUCUUUACAGCCAAAGCUCGGCUGACUCACUCCUAUUCAGCGCCAUCAAGGCGGUUGCAAUUGCUAGUCUCAGUCAUGAAACGCGCAAUCCCGACUUCAUGAUGCUUGCCCGAGAACAAUACUCGAUAAGUCUCAAAGACACCAAGCUCACGCUGGCAAGUCCUGAUGCCUCACCCAGAGACGACGUGCUCGCGGCGAUACUCCUCCUCGCUCAUUUCGAAGCACUUUCCAGUGCAGAUAUAGUCGAAGGCUACGGCAGGCCUCAUGCCAAUGCCGUAUCGACAUACUCACCGUCCCUGACGUGGACUCGUCACGUGGAAGGCGCGUUGGUCCUGUUCACCACCCGUCCUAGGCAUACAAGCAGCUCACCACUCAGUGGCCGGCUUAAUCAUCAUAUCACGAGUAUCAUCAGUGCUCUCUGUGUACAACAGCAUACCCGGAUACAUAACAGUGUCCUAAUGUUCGACUCAUCAGGUGGCUUCCCUGUCGAGCAGUAUACUGCCCGCAACCGCUUUUCAUUGCUCCUUGCAGCAUACGCUGAGCUCCGAGCAUCGAUACGGGAAGGUUCGCUGACCGAUCCGUCCGAAAUAAUCCGAUGGGCGAGCGCCGUCGAUGGCCAAAUCAUGUCGAUGUGGAAAGAGCUCGAUCUCCUGGCCUGGAAAUAUGACGUUGUCACCACCACUCGCGACAUCCGCGGUGUCUACAAGAACAAAUAUCAUAUCUAUCCAAACCACCGAAUUGCGCAGACGUGGAAUACUGUUCGCAUGACAAGGAUCAGUCUUUAUGAGAUCAUGCACCGUUAUGCGGCACAAGAGUCAGAGCUGAAAGCCCAGUGUGAGCGGUACUCACAGGCCAUCGAGUCAACAGCGGUCGAAAUCUGCCAGUCGUCCUCUCAGUUUCUCGUCCCACAGGGAGAGCUUCUCAGCCGGACGCAGUCCAGACCUUCUAUCGCAUCUGCCUAUUUCCUCAUUUGGCCGCUGUUCAACUCUGCUUGUAGCGUCAGCUUGUCAAGCCCUAUACGUCCAUUCGUGAUUGACCGAUUGGAUUUCAUCGACAAGGAGCUGAAGAUUCCACAGGCCAGGAAAGCGGCAUGCAUGUUAGAGCGAGGUGAUGACGAUGAAGACUGGAUGCACAUGAUGCAUCUGUUCUAGGUCGAUGUACUCAUGUGAUGACCAAAGAGUCACGAAGGCUGGAGAAGGCAAAUACUUGAAAAAGAUGGAUUUCCUCCAAAUCCAAUCUGCUCAAUCGAGCAAACACUAGAUUCAUUGCUUUGAGCGCACCGGAACAGAUAUUUAUUGUCGUUGCUGCAGAGUCCAUGGGAUCAUCGGAAUCUUGACCAAAUUUUGACCUUGAUGCUUUCUUAUGAGCGUUGCAGUCUCGAAUACCCCUUUUAGGCAACUCGAAUUGGAACGAGUUGGUCCGCGUUGCAUCUGUUGCGGUUUAUAAAUACAAUUCCCAUCUCCCCAAACUCAAUGUUA
Exophiala viscosa is the source of this 2057-nucleotide messenger RNA. RefSeq lists its product as uncharacterized. NCBI's taxonomy places the organism in Eukaryota, Fungi, Ascomycota, Eurotiomycetes, Chaetothyriales, Herpotrichiellaceae. Gene Ontology annotation, molecular function: zinc ion binding; DNA-binding transcription factor activity, RNA polymerase II-specific. Gene Ontology annotation, biological process: regulation of DNA-templated transcription. The transcript is spliced from 2 exons. Bases 111 to 1730 code for a protein of 539 amino acids. The record is from RefSeq and is a predicted model, not a curated record.